AUGGCAGUCACCCUUGAUAAUAUUCAAUUUUACUAUGGCCCGUCGAAGCCCACGAAGCAGCCCUAUUAUACCUUCAAUAGCAAAAAUGAUGGAAGUGGAACUUAUGCCUUCGCCUUUCUUCCAGCUACCCACUCAGAAGAAACCAUGAACCAGCAUAUAGUACAAUCGUCGAACAUUUUUGAUCUCGAACUAGCGAAAACAUGGGAAAUGGCAUCAUCAUCGCCGACACUUGACAAGACUGGCGAGCGUGGUGCCUGCUCUUCAAGGUCGACCUCUGACCGUGAUCAUCAAGAACCUUCCAGGUCGCCGUCGCAUGCUCUAUGCAAAACGAUAGAGCCGGACUUCCCAUGCAUAUCUUCAAGAUCUUCUUCAGUCAGCCCUAGUCCAUCACUACUCCAUGCGGAUUCAUCAGGGGCUCCUUCCCCACCCUCUAUUGAUAUGAUGGAGGAGUUAUCGUCCUCACGCUCCACAAACACAGGGGAAAUUUUCAACAGAUGUACUCCAUGCGACGAAGAAGGCUCAAGCAAUUCGCUCUCCAGCAUUUUAUUACAGCCUAGUCUCACGUCCAAGGCAGCAAGCGAAAGAAGCACACCCGCUUUUAUGUUUCAAAGCAGCCCCAGUGACUGUCUGGUGGUUACUCCCGGGCCAAGUUCAGAGCCAAGUUCAGAUUGUUCACCAAUGGAAAUUGCCUUGUCUGGUAGUUCUGGACCGAAGAAUACAGAUUAUGACAGCACAUCCGACCUGGACUAUGCGGACCAAGCAGCCAGAUGCGGACCUGCUGGUUCUUAUUCAGAAACAACAAGUGUCCAGAAGGAUUUCAUUCGAAGGCAUAAGCAAAGAGAAAACAAAGAGCGCUCUCCUGGCAGACGAGAUGACGCAGUUGGGAGAAGGCACACGUCUGUCGCUGUAGUGAUACCCCCGCCACACCGGCAUCAGCUACGGAGCCUACGCUCAAGCCCAGGGCAUAUUCCGUCAGAUGAUAGUCAGAGCGAAAGCGUUGCAGACAAUGAUGAUUCCGAUUAUGGGGAUUUUGCGAUUGAUACAGUCGCGUCACAAGUUUCGAAGAUUAGGGCUCACCAGUUGUCAAUGGAAAAAAACCCUCUCUCAAUUCGAACUUCCCCGUGCCAAGCAGGCCACACGUCUCAUAAUCCGUCGAUCUGUCAGCAUGGGGGGAAUGAUCUCGUUGGGCGAGCAAUCCUCACUAUCGAAACGCUGGGCCCAGAGCCUACUUACUACUUAACUUUCAUGCCUGACAACCUCAAAUUGAUGCCACCUGUGCCCACGCGCAGUCCUCGUGCUUCCAAGACGCCGACCCGAAUUAGCAAGCGAGUGACCAGAGGCUGUACAGCUCCCGUCAAAGGGCGACGUCGAUCAUAUUCGACCGACGAAGAAACAUUGCUGGUGCAGUUGAAAGAGAGAAAAAAUCUUACAUGGAAAGAGAUCGCAACACACUUUCCUGGACGCAAGUGGUCUUCAUUGCAGGUCCACUACUCUGAAAAACUGAAAGGUCGAAAUUCUAAUCGAAGAUAUGGACAAGGGCAGAAAAGAGUACGGCGCAAAAAAACACCGAUGAGGAAGUAA
Molecule: messenger RNA, 1581 nt
Organism: Penicillium malachiteum
Lineage: Eukaryota; Fungi; Ascomycota; Eurotiomycetes; Eurotiales; Aspergillaceae
Exons: 3
Coding region: 1-1581 (526 amino acids)
Source: RefSeq, a predicted model, not a curated record